Alternaria atra is the source of this 1548-nucleotide messenger RNA. RefSeq lists its product as uncharacterized. The record is from RefSeq and is a predicted model, not a curated record. The transcript has a single exon. Lineage: Eukaryota; Fungi; Ascomycota; Dothideomycetes; Pleosporales; Pleosporaceae. Bases 1 to 1548 code for a protein of 515 amino acids. Gene Ontology annotation, molecular function: nucleic acid binding; RNA helicase activity; ATP binding.
AUGGUGACCUCCGAUUACAGCGAUUCCGGUGCAUCGGACCAAGACAUCCUCGAGGCGCAGUCAGGGGCUAGGAAGAGAAGAAGAUUAUCGCCGACCGAGGUUGAGAGUUCGGCCUCCGAAGCUGAAGCUGUGAAACCGCUGCCGGUAACAGCACCAUCGAUCUCGCGCAUCAAAGCGAAGCAGCAAAACACAUCAAACAUUGAUGCACAAUCGCCUGGGCUUCCCGGAACCGCACCGAAAACGAUCCCAAAACUGGAUUUCACAUCGCUCAACGUAGCGCCAUGGCUCGUGCAGUCGCUCGCCAGCAUGGAGAUCAAGCGCCCAACAGGUAUUCAAGCCUCUUGUAUCCCUGAGAUCCUAAAAGGGAAGGACUGUAUCGGUGGAUCAAGAACCGGUACAGGUAAAACUGUAGCGUUUUCUGUACCGAUAUUGCAGAAGUGGGCCGAAGACCCGAGCGGCAUCUUCGCCGUUAUUGUCACACCCACUCGCGAGCUCGCAAUCCAGAUCUACGAGCAAGUCAAAGCAAUCUCAGCGCCGCAAUCAAUGAAGCCCAUUCUUAUCACUGGAGGCUCAGACCAGCGCUCCCAAGCCAUUGCUCUCGCCUCACGUCCUCACGUUGUCAUUGCAACACCAGGUCGCCUAGCAGAGCACAUCCGCACUUCAGGCGAAGACACUAUCUGUGGUCUCCGCCGUGUGCGCUUUGUCGUCUUCGAUGAAGCCGAUCGUCUACUCGCCCCAGGCAAAGGCUCCAUGCUGCCCGACCUUGAAACCUGUUUGUCCGCCCUACCCCCCAAGGAAACGCGGCAAACCCUCCUAUUCACCGCGACCGUAACGCCCGAGGUCCUGGCACUCAAGUCCCAACCUCGCGCUUCAGGCCGUCUCCCCAUCUUCGUUUCCGAAGUCGACACAGAGGAUCUUGCGAUUCCACCAAAAUUACAGCAAAAGUACCUACAAACCCCCGUUACGCACAAAGAAUGCUACCUCCACGUCCUAUUAAACACACCGGAGAACAGCAAAAAGAGCGUCAUCAUAUUCUGCAAUCGUACCAAAACGGCUACCCUCCUGGAGUACAUGCUCCGCCUCCUCGAUCACCGCGUCACAGCACUCCACUCUGGUCUCAAGCAAAACGAUCGCGUGGGUAACCUCGCUAGGUUCCGUGCGCAGGCUGCUAGGAUCCUCGUCGCUACUGAUGUCGCGGCCCGUGGUUUGGAUAUCCCGGAGGUGGCGCUCGUUAUCAACUUCGACGUACCUCGCGACCCGGAUGAUUAUAUUCAUCGUGUUGGUCGUACUGCGCGUGCUGGUAGGGUUGGUACAAGUAUUACUCUGAUUGGACAGAGGGAUGUGGAGCUUAUCCUGGCGAUCGAAGCGCGUGUGGGAAAGAAGAUGGAGGAGUUUGAGGAGGAAGGUGUUAGCGUUGAAGGCAGGGUUGUAAGGGAUGCGCUGAAGCCUGUUACGGAGAAGAAGCGUGAAGCCUUGCUGAGUAUUGAGGAAGGCAGAGAUGUAAUGGGGAAGCGUCAGGUAGGCAUGAAGAAGAAGCGAGCGGAAUAG